Pieris rapae (cabbage white) is the source of this 1961-nucleotide messenger RNA. Its product is annotated as phenoloxidase-activating factor 2. Gene Ontology annotation, molecular function: serine-type endopeptidase activity. The coding region runs from base 123 to 1268 and encodes 381 amino acids. The record is from RefSeq and is a predicted model, not a curated record. The transcript is spliced from 9 exons. NCBI's taxonomy places the organism in Eukaryota, Metazoa, Arthropoda, Insecta, Lepidoptera, Pieridae. Gene Ontology annotation, biological process: proteolysis.
ACUCAUGACAUCACUAUAAAAAACCCGUAUGCAAUAACUCGUUUUCCUCAAGUCUUAUUUUAUAAUCUUUGUUGUUUACUUAAGUUUAUUAUUGACUUCUGAACAGCGCGAUUGUGUGGAGAAUGAAGUUAAUUUUGGCGGUGUGCUUGCUGGUAUGGGGAUGUCAAGGACAGAAAAACAAUUUCUUGGGCCCAAAUAAAUGGCUUGGAACCUUUUUAAAUCCGACAAAUAAAAGACCCACGGAUUGUUACACUGAGAAGCAGGAACAGGGACAAUGUGUGAAAUUGUCAGAAUGCAUGGACAGCAACGAAAUCGACUUGGAAAAGAUGGACGUUUAUAGAGAUCAAAGCUGCCACUACUUGAAGAUAUGCUGUCCAAGCAGUCGAUUGGUGACUGGAACCGUGACUCCACUUCCAAUGCCGAAAAAGAGGCCAGGAUGUGGAUGGAGCAACCCAGGCGGCUACGCAUUCCGCGACUCUUCAAAGACGCACGCCGAGUUCGGAGAGUUUCCCUGGAUGGUUGCCUUGAUGAGGAAAGUCAAUCAGAACCAGGAAUGGGAUCCAAAGGAUUACUUGGGAGGUGGAACUCUGAUCCACCAUUCGGUGGUGAUGACUGUCGCUCAUAAACUCAAGGCUAUUAAUAACGACCCGUCUUUGGUAAAAUGCCGCCUUGGCGAAUGGGAUACGCAGAAUACGAACGAAAUUUAUCCCCACCAAGAUCAGGAUGUCAGUAAAAUCCUUAUUCAUGAACAGUUCUCUUCAAAGACAUCAGCAAAUGACGUUGCCCUAGUAAUUACAUCGUCCCCAUUCGAUCUUACUGAUCCCCAUGUGGGGAUUGCCUGUUUGAGCUUCAACGAGCCUAAAAUGGAUGCCAAUUGUUUUAGUAUGGGCUGGGGUAAGGACUUCAAUAAUAAUGACAAAUACGCUGUUUGGUUAAAGAAGGUGGCAUUACCGAUAGUUGACCACGGAACAUGUGAAUAUGCCUUACAAGGUUCGCGGUUGGGAAGUAACUUCAGGCUGCAAAACUCAUUGAUAUGUGCUGGAGGAAGGAAAGGCUUUGACACAUGCACUGGUGAUGGAGGCUCAUCACUUGUUUGUCGCACUUCGAGCGAUGGCGCUCCAGCCCGUUACUCAGUGUUUGGAAUGGUUGCAUUUGGCGUCGAAUGUGGUACAGAACUACCCGCUGCGUACGCCAACGUACCGGCGAUGAUUGGAUGGAUUACUGAUAAAUUUGCUGAAGAAAAACUUGACGUUCCGUUCAUCGCUUAAUGGUUUGAGUUAAAUAUUUUCGACAAGCCACGGUAUGCGCUAUGACGAUGUUAUGAUAGCUUUUAUUUUCUUGAGUUUUAAGUAUACAAGCUACAUACAACAAUCCUAGUACUAAACACUUCGUUUUCCCUCUCUCUCAACAAUGAACAACAACAAACGCUCUCCCUAUUCAGUUAGUUUCUCUUUUAGAUGGUCUCAGAACGGUCGGCAUUAAUGAUGUUUUUUGGUUUUAAACUAUAUUUAAAAAGGUUUUUAUAUAUUGAUAAAAUUCUAUAAAAGCCUAUUAAUCGUUACUCCAUUCCAUCAUGAUAAGAAAAAGCGUGACCUUGUAGUGCAGUAUUUAACAAGUAGGGAAUCGCGAGAGUUGUUGAUUCUCUCACAUGGCCUAUUCGCGUCUUUUCACUCCUCGUCUUGCCCCAUCGAGUGUAGAACGAAAAGAAGAAAAAUACGGAAGUCAUAGUGCUCGGGUUAUUGACAAUAUGAAGCAACUAAUAAUUACGAAACUCAAAAAUAUACUCAAAUACACGAUUAAAUACUAAGCUAUUUUACAAUAAACCAAAGAGUAUUUUUAGAUUGCACCAUCCAUACUAAUCCGUCAAACGUAAAAAGACGCUGACGUUUCAGAUGUCAACGCGAAACGUCAGAUUUUUUCCUUCUGUACAAUGUCAUUAGUAAAUAAAGAAUACGCAGUUA